This is a messenger RNA of Dendrobium catenatum, 2029 nucleotides long. RefSeq names its product serine carboxypeptidase 24. The coding region runs from base 382 to 1842 and encodes 486 amino acids. Gene Ontology annotation, cellular component: vacuole. The record is from RefSeq and is a predicted model, not a curated record. NCBI's taxonomy places the organism in Eukaryota, Viridiplantae, Streptophyta, Magnoliopsida, Asparagales, Orchidaceae. Gene Ontology annotation, biological process: brassinosteroid mediated signaling pathway; proteolysis. The transcript has 9 exons. Gene Ontology annotation, molecular function: serine-type carboxypeptidase activity.
CAGUAGUCAUACAUGUUUAGUCAAACACACUCAAAGACUGCAAUAGAGAGAGAGAAAGAGAGAGAAGAACAGGAAGAUCUAUAGCAUUCAAUUUAGUAGUUAGCACUGAAGCAAGUAUAAUAGCUAAUACAGCUUAGCUACCUCUCACCCACACAAAUACCCACGCCAAAAUCCUCUCUAAUAAAUUCCUUCGACUGUUCAGAGAAGGUCCACUUAUAGCUCCAGCCAUACCUGCAAGCUACCGCUCACUAGGCAGCAACCAGUAUCUGAUAACCUCAGCAAAAUCCCAUUCUUCAACGACUACUAAACAUAUCAGCUCUUAGAGCUUCAGGAAGACAAAGAAAGAAAGACAGCUUUCAAAGAGAGUUGAGUCUUCUUAUCAUGAGAUCCUCAGCCGGAGUACCCUUGCUUCUCUUUCUCUUGUUUCUUCCUCAUUGCAUCACCUUUCUUCCUCAUUUCAUCACCUCGGCCGCAGCCGGCAUCAAUGGGGAAGCUGCAUUUGAUAGAAUAAACGAAUUACCUGGUCAGCCUCCGGUGAACUUCGAGCAGUUCUCCGGCUAUGUGGUGGUGAAUGAGAAGCAUGGAAGGGCUCUCUUCUAUUGGCUAACUGAGGCAACCAUUAAUGCUCAUGGGAAGCCCCUGGUUCUUUGGCUCAAUGGAGGGCCUGGUUGCUCUUCAGUGGCCUAUGGGGCUUCUGAAGAAAUUGGACCGUUUCGGAUCAACCAAACCGGUUCAGGACUAUACCUCAAUAAGUACUCAUGGAAUAGAGAGGCAAAUAUAUUAUUUCUUGAAUCGCCAGUCGGAGUGGGCUUCUCCUACACAAAUACGAGCUCCGAUCUGAAGAAAUCUGGCGAUGAGCGAACAGCUGAGGACUCGCUAAUUUUCUUGAUCCGGUGGAUGGAAAGGUUUCCACAAUACAAGCACAGGGAACUCUACAUUGCUGGUGAAAGCUAUGCUGGGCAUUAUGUUCCUCAGCUGGCAAAAAAAAUUAAUGACUACAACAAAGCUUCUUCAAAGCCCUUCAUCAACCUUCAAGGAUUUAUCGUUGGAAACGCUGUCACAGACAACAACUACGACAGUCUCGGCACCGUCACCUACUGGUGGACCCACUCCAUGAUCUCCGACCGAACCUACCGCUCCAUUCUCUCCUCCUGCAAUUUCUCCUCCCCUUCCACUUCCCCUCGAUGCGACCGCGCCGUCUCUUACGCCAUGAACCACGAGUUCGGCGAUAUUGACCAGUACAGCAUUUACACCCCUUCUUGCCCAGCCGCCUCCGCCACCUCGCCUGCAAAUGCCUCAUCCUCCGCCCGCAGGAGGAAGCCGACGAGGCUGGGGAGAACUGGAUUGUUAUUUCUUGGUGAUGGCCGGCAGCGGCGGCGGAGAGGGUAUGAUCCUUGCACGGAGAUGUAUGCUGAGAGGUAUUAUAAUAGGCGGGAUGUGCAGGAGGCCAUGCACGCUAACAUUACAGGAAUAGCUUACAAGUGGACUGCUUGCAGUGAUGUGCUGAUCAAGACUUGGACAGAUUCGCAGUUCUCUAUGCUACCGACUUACAAGGAGUUGAUUGCUGCAGGCCUUCGGAUUUGGAUCUUCAGUGGAGAUACAGAUUCAGUAGUCCCAGUUACAGCAACAAGGUUCUCUAUCAACCACUUAAAUUUAACGGUUCAAAUUCCAUGGUACCCAUGGUAUACUGGUAGACAGGUUGGGGGUUGGACAGAGGUUUAUGAGGGACUAACAUUUGCUACAGUUCGAGGAGCAGGGCAUGAGGUUCCAAUGUUCAAGCCCAGGCGAGCAUUCCAGCUUUUCAAGUCAUUUCUGGCAGGAAAACCAUUACCAAAAUCUUGAUUUUUAUUGAUUACUUUAAUAAUUAGAUGUAUUAAUCAUCAGAAUUAAGCCUGGUAGAUGAAUCAAACAGCAGGAAUUAUAAUUUGAUUAAUUGUUGAGCGACCAAACUGAUCUUACAGUCUUAGUUAGCAUUUUAUUGAAUGAUUUGUUGAGGAAAAGAAUCAAAAGAAAAGAAAAUUCAAGCAAA